AUGCCAUGGACGCCUCCCUCCCUCCGCAUCUCCAAGUUCGAUGGAACUAACUUCCACGCCUGGAAGUUCAAGAUGCAGAUGGUGCUGGAGGAACGGGACCUAUGGGAGGUCGUCAGCGGUGAGAUCAAGGCGGAACAGUGCGAGACUCAGUUGGACCAAGCGACGUACAAGAGGAAGUCAAGAAAGGCGAUGGCAGUGAUCUGUCUAGCCAUGGAAGAUUCCCAGCUACCGUUGGUCCGGUCGGCAAGUGGUGCAUGCGACGCAUGGUCAAGGUUGGAAGACCACUUCGAGAAGAAGAGUCUUGCCAACAAGCUGUUCUUGCGCCGUCGCUUCUUCACGACAAUGAUGGAAGAAGGCGACGAUGUGCUCGAACACAUCAACAAGCUCAAGACGCUGGCGGAACAGCUAGAAGCGGUGGGGGCUCCAGUCUGCGAGGACGAUCUGGUGAUCACACUCCUCGGCAGCCUGAGUGACUCGUAUCAAUUCUUGAUCACAGCUUUGGAGUCGCGCUCAGACACUCUUAGCUGGGAGCUCGUGACGUCUCGACUGCUUCAUGAAGAAAUGAAGCGGAAGGAGCAAGGAAGUAAAGGUGAUGAAGCUUCGCAAGGUCAAGCGUUCAUCACAAGGGACAAUCAGCGCAAAGGGCGACCAGUGAAGAAGUCCUGGCCGUGCCACAAUUGCGGAAAGAUUGGUCACUGGAUGGCGGAGUGCCCCUCGCGCAUCCAAGAAAACACGGAGAGACACCGGCCACAGCGUGCUCAAGACAGCGGCGACCGCUAUCGAUCACAACGUGCAAACGUCGCUCAAGAAGAAGACUCGGGCGACUACCUCUUUUCGAUCGGUGAAACGACAUCUGCGAAAUCGAGCGACAUCUGGCUGGUCGACUCCGGGGCGACGCAGCACAUGACGUGCUCCAAGAAGUUCAUGCGGAACUACAAGGGGUUUGACGCUGUGGAUGUCCAUCUCGCGGAUGAUGGAAUCGUCCAAGCAAUCGGCAGUGGGGACAUUGUCAUGUCGAUGAAGACACCCCAAGGGAUGAAGAAAGGUGUGCUCACAAACGUGUGGCACAUCCCAAAGUUAUCCAGAAACCUGUUCUCGGUCGGCCGCUUCACCAAGGAUGUCGGCCCAGUGACGUUCACGAAGGAUGGGUGCUAUGGAGAAGCGAAAGGGACCAAGUGGAAAAUUGGUGCCCGUGAAGGUAAAGGACUGUUCAAGCUGCAAAUGACUCCAGUGGCGCCGGAACAAGCAAAUGCAGCCAAGUCGUCGGGAUGUCAAGGGGGCACCAAGUCGUACCUCUGGCACCUUCGGCUUGGCCACAUAGGUCACGAUGGACUCAAUUGCAUCGUGACGAAGAACAUUGGAAUUGGCAUCGACAUAUCUUCGGUGAAGAAGUGGGACGUGUGUGAAGGUUGUGCUCUGGGAAAACAGACUCGAGUGCGCUUCCAAUCAAACACUACAGCUCGCACCUCCAAACUCCUCGAAGUGAUUCACAGCGACGUAUGCGGACCGAUGUCGAUGGCAACUUUCAGUGGAAAACGGUACUUCGUGACAUUCAUUGAUGACAAGUCAAGAUACUGUGUCGUCUAUCUGCUCAAGAGCAAAUCUGAAGUUGCGGCGAAGUUCAUGGAAUACGCUGCGAUGGCCGAAACGCAAACCGGAAAGCGCGUGAAGUACCUUCAAAGCGACAAUGGGGGUGAAUACAAGUCCGACAAGCUGGCACGAUUCUGCGCGGAACGGGGAAUACAACAAAGGUUCACACCCCCAUAUACUCCUCAGCUAAACGGAGUAGCUGAGAGAAUGAAUCGCACGCUGGUCGAGUGUGCGCGUUGCAUGAUGGAACACGCUGGACUGGGAAAGAGCUACUGGGGUGAAGCAGUGAUGACGGCGAUGUUUCUUCGAAACCGCUGUCCAACACGUGCCAUUCACCAAGACAAGUCUCCAUAUCAAGUGUGGACGAUGAAGAAACCGAUUCUGGCCAACCUUAAAGUGUUUGGAUGCCACGCGUAUGUUCAAGUGCCUCAAGACAAACGCGCGCGAAGUUCGACUCCAAGUCAUCACUCUGUCGUUUCCUGGGAUACGCCGAACACCAGAAGUCAUAUCGAUUUGAGGAAGUGUCAACAGGAGCGAUCAAGAUCAGUCGCGAUGCCACAUUCAUGGAAGACAAGUUUGAUGAAGGUCCGCGCAACUACAACGAUGAGUCAAGUGUCGUUGAGUUUGAUGAUCAUGAUGAGGACGAAGAAAAAGAAGAAGGUAAAACUGACGACGACAUGGACUCGAGCGACGAUGACAACGAAGACACCAGGUCUUCGAAGAGCAACAUCAAGAGACACACGCGCACUCAAUCACUUGAGAAAGCUACCGUCAUUCCAAGUCCCAAGCGAAGAACAUACAGAUGUCCGUCGCUUGAGCAUGUGUCAGCGGCUGCAAUGGAUUUUGAAGCAGCCUACAUCGUUGAUUCAGUGGGGGAAACGCCGACUACAUUCAAGUCGGCGAUGGAAUCAAGCGACUCCGGCAAGUGGAAAGAAGCGUGUGACUCGGAGUUCGACUCGCUUCAGAGAAACGACACGUGGGAAAUCGUGCCUCUUCCGAAAGGUCGCAAGGCCAUCGGGUGCCGAUGGGUUUUUCGUGUAA
Peronospora matthiolae is the source of this 2631-nucleotide messenger RNA. NCBI's taxonomy places the organism in Eukaryota, Oomycota, Peronosporomycetes, Peronosporales, Peronosporaceae. The record is from the annotation of a GenBank genome assembly.